This is a messenger RNA of Rhagoletis pomonella (apple maggot), 852 nucleotides long. RefSeq lists its product as uncharacterized. The record is from RefSeq and is a predicted model, not a curated record. Lineage: Eukaryota; Metazoa; Arthropoda; Insecta; Diptera; Tephritidae.
AUUGUGGCUUGGAUGUAGAAAGCUUAUACCUGAUUAAAGAUGAAGACGUAAAUGAACUUUUUCCUCAAACAAUGCUUGGUAUAAUGAUUAAAUUCCGGGAAAGACUUUCGCAUUGGCGACAAAACGCAGCGCGUACUAUUUCAUCUUUAAGUUCGUGUAAAAGCGGCCAGAAUUGCAGUCAGGAUUCACAAAAUUAUACAAAAUUCACGCAAACAAACUUAGAUGUGCUUCUAAAUAGCACACCAAAAGGAAAUAGUAUACUUCAACAAUACAAAGAAAAAUUAUUUCUGUUAGAUGUUCACAGAGAAGCUUUAGUGAACAUUAUUUUGAACUACUUCAGCGAACGGUCUCUACUUAUCGCAAUGAAAGAUAUUGUGAAUUUUUCGGAGCAAAUAGUGGCCUUAUUUCCCACUGAAAACAUGGUAAGUUAUACUGAAAAAAUUUAGUAUACGGUGAUUUUUUUACAUAUUCGCAAUAUUUUCCAUAAUAUAAAUGCUUUGUUAUAAAUCCAAGUAUUAAACUGUGUACGAAAUUUAGGAGAGUGCUGCAUAGCUUCAUCAAAAAUGCAACCCUUUUAAAAAAAUGUAUAAAAAAAAAUUUCAAGUAUGCAGUCUUAUAGCCCACUUUAGUAAAUGAAUGGAAAUUUUGUCGAAUUUUCAUAGGUUUUGUACACAGUUAGGACAUACAUUUCUAUUGUUUCGCGGCGUUAUUAUUGUAACCGCCGAGAAGGCAAAAAUCCUACAGGGAAGCUGUACGAUAAAGCGACAAAUGUUCGUAGAAAACUCAACAAGCAAAGUUAAGCUAAAUGAUACAGAAGUUUUAAAAAAUAAAGAUUCGGCGUCAUACAGCAAU